Molecule: messenger RNA, 531 nt
Organism: Salvia hispanica
Lineage: Eukaryota; Viridiplantae; Streptophyta; Magnoliopsida; Lamiales; Lamiaceae
Product: dirigent protein 22-like
Source: RefSeq, a predicted model, not a curated record
AUGGCAAUCAAAUUAUACCUAUUUUUAUUUCUUGCAUUUUUCACAUUUUCGAAAGCAGAUUUAGGGCUUCUAAAACUCAAACUCAGAGAGAUCCAAAUGACAGUCUACUUCCAAGAUUAUUCGGGUGGGCCCAAUGCCACUGUGGUCGAGAUCACGAACCCGUCACAUGGGCUGCUUAGCUUCACAAAAUUCGGAGCCAUUUUUUGCACUGACGAUCCAAUAACAGAAGGAUUCGAGGAAAGCUCAACCCAGAUUGCUCGGGCCCAAGGUAUAUACGUGACGUCGGCCCUCGAUGGGUCCAACACCCACGUCCUUAUAUCAAUUGUUUUUAUCAAUGACGAGUAUAAAGGUAGCACACUAGAAAUACAAGGGACCAGUGCCCAGUUCGAGCGGGUGAGGGAGGUGGCGGUGGUGGGAGGCACCGGAAAAUUUCGAUUGGCUCGUGGUUACGCGACUUUUGAGACUAUUUCUUAUGACCACACAAGUCACUAUGCCCUCAUCCAAUGCAAUCUUACUGUGCUACACUUCUAG